This is a messenger RNA of Orbilia oligospora ATCC 24927, 1491 nucleotides long. RefSeq lists its product as uncharacterized. Gene Ontology annotation, molecular function: phenylalanine-tRNA ligase activity; ATP binding; tRNA binding. The record is from RefSeq and is a predicted model, not a curated record. Bases 1 to 1491 code for a protein of 496 amino acids. Gene Ontology annotation, cellular component: cytoplasm; mitochondrion. The transcript is spliced from 3 exons. Gene Ontology annotation, biological process: phenylalanyl-tRNA aminoacylation. NCBI's taxonomy places the organism in Eukaryota, Fungi, Ascomycota, Orbiliomycetes, Orbiliales, Orbiliaceae.
AUGCAGGCAUCGCGCGUUUUCACUCCUCUCAGCCGUCGGCUUAUUGCCCGGCAGGCCUUUUCAAUACCAUCACUGCGGUUAGCAUGUAUCUACACCCCGCGCAGCUUCCACAGCAGUCCCACCUCUAGAUCUUCUUCUUCACAACCCCUCCCAGAUCUUCCAAACACAAUCACCCUCGCCAACAUAACCCAUAACACCGACUCACACACCAACAUCCCUCCGACGCUAUUACCCUAUCUAACCCGUAACCUCCAUCUAACACCCCACCAUCCAAUCUCCAAUACCCGUCAAAUAAUCGAAUCCCUCUUCCCCGCAUCCGCGUUCGCAAGAUAUAAUACCCUCUCACCGGUCGUCACCGUUGCUCAAAACUUCGAUUGUCUGGGGUUCCCACAAGAUCACGUUGGAAGGAGUAAAUCGGAUACAUACUAUGUCAACAAACAUACUGUGUUACGAACACAUACAUCGGCACACCAGGCCGAGAAGUUUAGAACGUUGGAGAAGGAAGGGGUUGAUGGGUAUUUAAUCUCUGCGGAUGUUUAUAGAAGAGAUGCGAUUGAUAAAUCGCAUUAUCCGGUUUUUCAUCAGAUGGAAGGUGCUAGGUUAUUUGACAGAAAAGGGAAGAGUAGUAAGGAAUUGGUGGAUGAGAUAUUGAGGGAUUUGGAGGGGACGGAAGAACCUAAUGUUGACGUUGUGGAGAGUUGUAGGUUAUUCGAGGAAGAUGGGAAUCCGGUACAAACGGCCAAGGGACAUUCGGUUGAAGAAGCGGAGGCCGUAGGAAGGCAUUUACAACGACAAUUGGAGUUGGUGGUGUCUAAAGUGUUUAGUGAAGCUGCAUUGGCGGUUGGGGAUGUUAAGGCUGCAAAGGAGAAAGUGAAGGUUAGAUGGGUUUCUGCUUAUUUCCCGUUUACGUCGCCAUCGUACGAAUUGGAGGUUUUGUGGAAUAAUGAGUGGUUGGAGGUACUCGGGUGUGGGGUUAUUAGGCAGGAUUUGUUGGAUUAUGCGGGGAAGAAAGGGAGUAUUGGGUGGGCUUUUGGAUUGGGGAUCGAGAGGAUUGCGAUGUUGAUGUAUGGUAUUCCGGAUAUUAGGUUGUUUUGGAGUGCGGAUGAGAGGUUUAAGGGACAGUUUAGAGAAGGCCUGGUUAAAAGGUUUGAACCUUUUAGCAAGUAUCCGCAGUGUUUUAAGGAUGUGGCGUUUUGGGUGGGUGAGGAGAGGGGGGCUGCGGCUGCAGGGGGUGCUGGUGGGGUUGAAGGGAAGGGCGUGGAGUUUCAUGAGAAUGAUUUCAUGGAGUUGGUUAGAGGUGUGGGAGGGGAUUUGGUGGAGGAUGUUAAGUUGAUUGAUGAGUUUACGCAUCCAAAGACGGGGAGGAAGUCGAUGUGCUACCGCAUAAACUACCGAUCCCUCGAACGAACGCUCACGAAUGAAGAAGUUGACGACUUACAAGCUAAAGUUCGGUCUCAGCUUGGAGAAAAGAUGGGAGUUCAACUACGAUAG